Rhagoletis pomonella (apple maggot) is the source of this 6828-nucleotide messenger RNA. RefSeq names its product abnormal cell migration protein 10 (gene pico). The transcript is spliced from 3 exons. Gene Ontology annotation, biological process: signal transduction. NCBI's taxonomy places the organism in Eukaryota, Metazoa, Arthropoda, Insecta, Diptera, Tephritidae. Bases 598 to 4020 code for a protein of 1140 amino acids. The record is from RefSeq and is a predicted model, not a curated record.
CAUGUGUGUAGGUAUGUACUUACUUUACUGUCAGUAGUGUUGUGUAGCCGCCGUUUGCUUAUAGCGGCAUAGCGAUAAGUGGCACUGCGAGUAAUACCUGCGCCACCCACGCAAUAGCGGCACCCUGUCCCAACUCUUCUGCCGGAUACGCGAAGCCCAGCUGUGACUGACUGACUGGUUGAUAUGAACUGCAUAGCGUAAGAAGUAGCAAGUAGCCAGUAAAAGUGCAGUGUGUGCAAUUAAAUUGGAUUUAACGAUAAUUUGUGUGUGCACAAUGAAAAUGAGUUCGGACGAAAUGCUGUAUUUCUUCAGACGAAACUAAAAAACGCAUAAAUCGUGGAAUUUUGCCCUAAUCGUUGGUUUCGUUUCAUGUUUCGUAAUGUAAAUUUACUUACAUACUUACGUCGGCGGUAUAUUUAUUGAUAUAUAAAUUGAGUAUUGUACGUGCCAUAGUUUUUGUACAAAACCCCGCCGCCAUCAACCCACUCGUCAGUUUUGCUGCCUCAACGAUUAUAACGAUUACAACAAACACAACAUCUCACAAGCACUAACAUACGCUACUUAUCGGUGGUUUUUGGUAUUUUGUUUUGUUGGAAUAUGGAUUGCAGUCUUGCAGAACAAAAUUCCGUGAAUUCUUUGGACGAAACUAUUAGAAGCCUCACGCAACUAGCCUCAAGCGGCAGCCCAUUGCGGCGCGAAAACACCUUCACAUCGGUCACAGCCCAACAAGUGACAGUCUUAUCGUCGUCGCCAUCGUCUGCAGCGGCGGCGGCGGCGAUACAAACUGCGGCUGCCAUCAAGCUGCGCAAGUACAGCGACCGUUGUCUGACCACAGCUGAAGCCAAAUCGCACACCUACCGCAUUUCGAUGGCGAACUUGGAGGAGACGCAAGAGUCCGAAUUGGACAUGAUAUUGGGCGAGCUGAGCUUGCUGGAGGCACAAAUCAAUUGCGGUGAUGCAGCUUUUCUACCCGGUUGCGGUGUACCUGGGCCGCAACAACAUGUAAAUCAAUCAGCCGGUAUGGGCGGCGGCAGCGGCAUGGGCACAGCACCACCUACACGCACACAUUCGCGCACAAAUUCCACUAUUUCAGGUGCCACGACCAUUUCGCUAUCUAGCGCAUCGGAGUGUGGCAGCAGCGCUACCACACACUCGCUUGCCUCUUCCUCGGGCGUUUCGGAGAAUGGCCAGAGCAGCAUAAGCGGCGGCAGCAGUGUGGGCAGCAUGAUGGGCGUCAGUAUUGGCGGUGUAGGCGGCGUUGGCGGCAGUCUUGGUGGUAGCGGUGUGGGCAUUAUGCGCGAGCCACGCACCGAGUCGCCAGACAAUGAUUCCGCUUUCAGCGACACCGUUUCGCUGUUAUCCAGCGAGUCGUCAGCUUCGAGCAGCGCCAGUUCAGCGGUGCAUCACAAACAGAUGCAACAAUUGCAGCAGCAACAACAGCUGCAGUAUAUGCAGCAACAGCUGAGCGGCACUACGCUGAGCAGCAGUAAGGCGGCCAAGAUACAGCUGGCGUUGCACAAGUUGGAGCAUCCAUCCAUAAGGCGAUUGUUCGUCAAGGCUUUCACCUCGGACGGCGCAUCGAAGUCGCUGCUGGUGGACGAGCGCAUGUCGUGUGGGCAUGUAACGCGUCUAUUGGCCGAUAAGAAUCAUGUGCAUAUGCAGGCCAAUUGGGCGUUGGUAGAGAACUUGGGCGAUCUGCAAAUGGAACGCCUCUUUGAGGAUCAUGAGCUGCUGGUGGACAAUUUGAUGACUUGGAAUUCGGAUGCGGGCAAUCGCGUGCUUUUUCAGCAGCGCAGCGACAAGGUAUCGCUCUUUGCCAAGCCGGAAAUCUAUCUGCCUGGACCGCAAAUGGCGCCAGGCAGUCAGCACGAUGAGCACACACGCGCCAUGCUGUUGGAGGAGUUCUUCGAGACCAACUCGCAGCUGCAGGUUGACGGUCCGUUGUAUAUGAAAGCCGACUCGAAGAAAGGCUGGAAGCGUUACCACUUUGUUCUGCGCUCCUCUGGGCUUUACUAUUUUCCGAAAGAGAAGACGAAGAACACACGCGAUUUGGCUUGUCUGACACUCUUCAAUGGCUAUAAUGUGUAUCGCGGCUUGGGUUGGAAGAAAAAGUGGAAGGCGCCCACAGAUUAUGCGUUCGGCUUCAAGUCGGCCGUUGAUUCUUCGCUCGGCAAGACCUGCCGCACAUUGAAAAUGCUUUGCGCGGAGGAUUUGGAGACUAUGGAGAAAUGGAUCACGGCCAUACGCAUUUCGAAAUACGGCAAGCAGCUGUGGGAGAACCACAAAACGCUCAUGGAUGAUCUCAGCUUGGGCGAUGUGAUGUUGCAAAGCAGUUUUGGCGUCUCGAUGCGCAGCGAAUCGAUAAGCAGCAUCUCAUCGGCCGUGCCGUCACAAUGCGGCAGCGUCUCCUCCGCCGUCUCGAGCAUGUCCAAUUCGAGUGGUCGCGUCUCGCGUGCUUCCUCGUCCUCGUCAAGCGGCUGCCUUUCCGACGACAACAAUGGUUUCGACUCGGAAUUCACUACAGGUACAAUCAAACGCAAGCCCUCAAUGAAGCCCAACCUGCCACUGACCACAAUGACACGUCAGCUGAAAGAGGUGGGCGAGAUAACAAUUUGCGAGGGCAGCGGCGGCGAUGUGCAAGAUGCAGCCUCACCCGAACGUAGCGGAACACUUACGCGCCGUCACAGUCGCCGCAAGUCGCAAGAGAGUAACGGUAGCGGUACACUAAAGCGGCGUCAGCCGCCCGCAGCGGUGGCGAAACGCGGUUCAGCAGAAAGCAUGAAUGCAACCGCUUGCAACUCGUCUGGUUCCUCCAACUCCACGCCCACACCGACGCCCAGUAUCUGCGCCAAGCCGCUGCUAGAGUAUGAGGGCGUCCGCACUGUGGUCAGUAAUGAAGCCAAUGCUGUGGCGAAUUGUAUGUCCUCAUCGACACUCUCGCUAGACUCGUUACCACCACCACCACCGCCGCCACCGCUCACCGACGAGCACGAAAUAUAUGGCUCGCAGCUGUCACUGGUUUCAUUGCCGCCACCACCGCCACCAGAAGAAGUGAUGGUCUAUCAGCAGCCACCGCAGCAAUUCCAAAUGGCAGGUGGCAAAGCGAACGGCAUGCCGCCAGCAGUGCCUGCGAAACCACAGAAGCCCCAACAGACACCGGUGAAGGGUCCUGCACCACCGUAUAAGGCACCACCAGAGUAUGUGGGUCAAGCGCACAAUCAGCAUAUGAACAACAGCAGUAGCAGCAAUAAAAACAAUGUUGCAGCCUCUGCUGCUCUACCACCGCCGCCGCAACCUUCGAAUACUGGCACACAAAAGAAAGUAUCCUUCGCCGAUUCACCAGUGCUGCUGCGCCGCAAAAUGUGCUCACCCGAGCCACCAGCGAGUCUACUGCAGCAGCAGCAACAGCAACAGCAAAUGCAAAUGCAUAUGCAAAUGCACGCGCAGCCUUUGUACGGUUAUGCGCCCUGCCCGCUGCCACCGCCACGCGCCGAUAUGACACGUCUCUCGACGAACUCUUCCAAUUGCAGUUCAAUCGACUUUGGCUCCCCCAAGCGUCUGCAAGAGUCCACCUCGAAUCCGCCGCGCGACUUUCUCAAGGAUCUACAACGCGUUAUGCGCAAAAAGUGGCAGGUGGCGCAGAAGUGCAAACUAGAACCGGCCACAACUCCGCAUGAAGUGCUCGGAUUUCGCGAUUUCAACGACGAGCUUCACAAUUUGAAUGCCUCCGCCACCACACACUACUAUCGCGAGACAGCGAACGUGAGCAAUUGGGUGCAAGAGCACUAUGGUGCCGGCGCACCACCGCCACCGCCUAGCGAAUAUGCGCUCUAUGAGAAUUUGCAUGCGACCGAUGCGCCGAAUGGCAUGGCCGGCACAGCGGUAAUGAUGGAGCCGCAAUUCCCCAUGGGUGGGGCAGCGGCGGCGGCGGUGGCUGCAGCAGCGGCGCAACGCAAGAAGCGACCACCGCCGCCACCACCCAAACGCAGCGAUUCCACGCAGCUGACGCACAGGGUUUAGGGAUGUGGCGGAGGCCAACGUCGCCGACAUUGGUUUCUGUGCGGUUGGUAAUAGUAUAAACAAGAAAGGGAAAGUGAGACGAGAAAUGUGUGGAGAAAGCGAAAAAAGCAAGGUGUAAAGGAGAAAAUUGAGUUAAAAGUAAAGGCGUUUAUCAAAGCGUAGAAGGGAGCGUAGUGCUUUCAUUGCGAUGCUGGGAAGGUUCAGAACCUGUAGAACGCGCGCGCAGUUGCCAAACGUAUUUGGUGGCAAUACACACAAAACAUGUCCUCUAUAUAUGUAGUAGUUAAUAUUAAGAUACUUAUACAUACAAUGAAAAAAUUUUUUAUAAACAUAUAUUUACAUGCUUAUACAUAUUUGUAUGUGGACGUCUACUUACUAAGCAUUUACACAGGCUUAAGUGAAAAGCGAAUUUUCGCGAAUAAUUUCAAAAAAAAAGAAGAAAAAUAAUGCUUUUUGCUUUCAAAUUGUCUACGCCUAGGAAUUGUACAAUAUGCCAUACUACAUAAUAGCAGCAAGCAAAAGCAACAGAAUUUUUGAGCAGCAAUAUAAACAAUUUUAAACAAGUUUUGAAGUAAAAUGAUAAAUUAAUGCAUUUAUACGAUAAACAUUUUAUGAAAUUAGAGCAGGCAGCGUUGUUAGUUAAAACAGCGGAGCAUAAUUUAAAAUAAUAUUGUAAUUUAUGCAAAAUUUAUGAUAUUUCCAACUCUCCACAACUCUACAACAGUCUCAACAACUCCCCAAAUUGUCCAUUGCUCUCCAAAAGCCUCCAUUAAUAUUUAAAAGCCUACACAACGCAUCUUUAGCACACAAAAUUGUAUCUCUCAUUAAACUCUACACAAUGCUCCACUUGCUUUUAUAGCACAGCGCAAAACCUUACUAGUACUUUUUGUAAAACGGGUUAAACCUGCCUUUUCUGAAAACUUUUAUAAGCUACUGCCAAGGAAAAUUUUGCUGCUUUACUAGCGUUCUUUGUAAAACAUGUUCAAAAUUUGUUCUUCGAAAACUCUACACAACUCCUCACAUGUUUUGUAAGCAAAUACCAACGAAAAAUUGUGUCAAACUUACUAGCGCUUUUUAAACAAAUGUGGUAAAAAUUUGUGUGUUUGAAAAUUCUACACAACUCUCCACAUGUUUCGCAUGUUGCUGGCAUUUAAAACCUGCAUCAAAUCACAUCCUCACUUUGUUAUGUUGUAUUUCAAAAACUCUACACAACUCUCCACUCCUCUUUUAUGUCCUCAAAAAGUUCCAAAUAGUCCUUAGAAGUGGCUCAUGUAUCGAAAAAGCGCCUAAAAGCAAUCGAUUAUUAUUGAAAGUAUCCUAAAUUGUCCGCCCCUCACUCGCGCUGAGUUUUGCUAGAGCAAUAUUCUGCAAUUUCCAAAAGCAUACUGCCCCGUGAAUUUCGUAUUUUAGCAAAAUUUUUUUAAAUGAAAAAUUAAAAAAAAUUUAUUAUACUCUUAAUUAUAUGCUACGACUCUUUUAAUUUUGAAAUUGUGCAAAUUUUAAACGAAUAAGUAAUGGUUUAGUGUUAUUAAACGAAAAAAAUAUGGCAAACAUUUGCUAGUAUACAGCGGCAUGCAAUACAAUUGCAAUGAUUAUUUAAAUUUACCAAAUCUCUACUAAAAACUACCACUAACAACAAAACUACACAUUGUAAAUUCCUCAAAUUUUUGCAUGCGAAUCGCUAAUAUAUGUACUUUAUCCAUAUACAUACAUAUAUAUUUAAUGCUUACAAAUGAAAUUUAUUCGCCUUACGUAUUAGAAGCGAAAAUUAGCGUUUAGUUUUUAAGAAAGAAAACAAGCAGUGUUUUUUUGAAAAAAAAAAAAUGCAAUUUUUCAUUAAAAAAUUUGUGUAUCCACUCCACUCUACUCUUGCAUGUGUAUGUACUUAUUUAAGUGAAAUUCUAAAGCAAAUUAACGAAAGAGAAAAAUGAGUGAAAAUUAUAAAUAAGCCGAAAUAAGGCAUCUAUGCAUGAAACAAAAUUAUUUGGUGAAUUUUGUUUUUUAAAUAUAAAUGAAAAGUAAAAUUGCAUUGAAAAUGUUUGCGGCCGUGCGCUACAAACUUGCUUUUCCAUAAAAUUUAUUUGUAAAACAAAAUAUUGUAGUAAUUAAAUUGUUCCUAAGCAAAAGCAUUUCACUUGAAAUAUGAAAAAAAAAAUAUGAAAAUAAAAAAUUGCUAAAUCUUAAUAAAAAAGCAGUUAAUUAAAAUUGAAACUAAUUGUAAAACGCUAAAUAGAUUAGGCAGUUACGAGUAAAAAAUGCUUUCAUAAUUGUAUAAUUAUGUGCUGAUUUGCGCGAAUCGUGCGACGAAACGCGGCGAAUUUUACAAGCAUAUAGUUGAAAAUUUUCACUUUUUUAAAAAUAAGUAAACAAAAAAAAUAAUGUAAAAUUUAGUUAAAACCGCUUGUACAGUUAAAAACUAAAAAUAAAUAAAAUACAAAUAUUUAACAAUUUUAUGUGAAAGUAUCAGUGUUCCCCGCUUUUUCUACUUCAAACGCGUCUUAGCAAUUUUAGUUCAUUGAAAGUGAAAGUUACUCUUAAAAAAAUACUAAAUAUCAAAAAAAUAAAUAUGUAUUAAAAAAACAUUAGUUGUUGAAAAAAAGAGUAAGCUAAAUAAAUACAAAUUGAAAUAUAAUGUUGGUGCUCACACCUGCCUUGUUAUUGGGUUAUCUGGUUAAGUGAUUAUAUUUUGUACACAGUUUCAAACAUAAAAUAUAUUGAAGAAUAAUAAUAUAUAACCAGUUAACUUAAUAACAGAAAGGUGUGAGCGCACCUCCAAUGUGCUCGAAUGCAAACAAAGAAAUAAAAAAA